Molecule: messenger RNA, 2847 nt
Organism: Rhodofomes roseus
Lineage: Eukaryota; Fungi; Basidiomycota; Agaricomycetes; Polyporales; Fomitopsidaceae
Exons: 4
Coding region: 1-2646 (881 amino acids)
Source: RefSeq, a predicted model, not a curated record
AUGCAAGGACAGAAGAAGCCCUUUGAUACCGAGGUGGCGCCCCUUCUUGCCGCAAACCUGCAAUCCAUCCCUGCCGCGACUCAUCCAGACAAGGCGAGGUUCAUCCAUGACUUCAUAGAGUCGCAGCGGCAGUAUCUCGCCCGUUAUACUAGUGAAGGCCGCACCGUUAUCACUGCUUGGGACCGUGACUCACCUGCCGUGGGAGGUACUCCGACACGCAAGAAUACAUCUAGAGAAAUCUUGGCUUCAGCGUUCGAUACACCAAUCCUGAAACCCCGCGUUCCGUUAGCACUGGAUGUCGAGUCGGUCGUCCCGUCUCAUGGCGAGAUUGAAGCCUCAGCUGGAUGUGCCAAAACAUCCCGAUCGAAGACCCGACGAUCGAAAACCUCCGAAACGCCAGAGCAGGUCAUCUGGUCCCAAAGCCAGAAAGAGAACGUUCCCAAAGCGGGCUCAAAGCGUCGCUCGGAACACAGAGGACAUGCAGAAAUCGACAAAGCAGUGCCUGGAACUGUGAACAAGCAACUCACUCUCGACCGAUACGCUACCAAGGCGGAGGCAAAGUCCAAGCGGACCAGCAAGAAACGGCAACACAGUCCUGACGCGUCAGAUCCCGAGCACUCCACGAGGCUUGCUGAACGGCGAGAGCGAAGGCGUACGAAACGAGCUAUCGUAGCACCCAAAGGCCUCGUCGCCGCCUUGAGUGACGGAGAGAGCGACUCCACUAGUGGAAGACGGGAGGUCACGAAGGGCAAGAGAAAAAAGAAGAGUACCUCUUUGGCCGCCGGUCUAGCCCUCAUGCAUGGCUUUACUGCGAAGAAUAUCGGAAAAAAUCGACUCACGACCCAACCAGAACAGCGAAAUGGGGUUUUUGUCAAGGGGAAGGCGUCGGCGAACGUACCUGUGGCUCCAUUCAAGACGAAGCGAGAUGUCCUCUCCAAGGGUUUCUCUGAGAGCGACUUCCUGAACAAGACGAAACGUAGUCCCAGGCCCCGCGGAAACGCAUUCGACGAGACGUCGGAUAGUUCAAGUCGCCAUCCAAGCUCAGGAAGCGACGUGGACUUAGAAGAGCCCGUACAAGGACGCUUGAAGCACCGCUCCAGUGAGAAGGCACAGCAGAGCAAGACGAACCAUCUUCCGUCGGAGAUCAACGAAAGCGGUCUUGUCGAGGUCGAGCAACAGUCCGGGACCUCAAUCGCCCAGACGAAGAAGGGUACCACGAGAUCCGCGUCGAUUGUCUGGGACAUCGAGAUGGACGGCAAGAGUCUUCCCUCCGGCGACAGCGAAUGUAACAGCGCCGACAAAGCGGAAGCUGGUACCGUCGUGCUCAAUACGCAAUCCAAGAAAUGGUCGGAGACUUUGGCGAAUCCGGCGAUGCGGUCGACAUCAAUGAUAGAAGGUGGUCAGAAAGAAGAGCAAGUCAAGAAUCUCGACGCCACGGUUGAUCGCAGCUCUGCAGUCUCCCUUCGCCCCUCGGAGUCUGCUUCGCAACUUCCUCGUUAUCCCCUCUCGGCUGCAAUCCAGCCCUCUGUGUCAAGAUUCUUUGCACCUUUGCCAGUCACGCCUCUUGAACGUGCUCACGUCAAUGCGCUAUGUGCUGUUGAAGGAGAGACGGGGCCUCCGUCCUCGCCGCUACAAUCCACGGUCCGUUUUAACUCGCCGCCCAUCGAAGACUCGAUGGAGCAAUGCUGUCAGCCGUUGUCCCAGCUAUCGAACGCACCGGAGGUUGUGGAAUCCUUGUCAUCGAAUGCGGUGCCGCGGGCCGCAGUCCGCACCAGUCCAGCUUCCAUCACUAUGUCUGCCUUGGACCAGGAACUGUGGGCUCUUGACGACGGUGACUACGGUUUGCUGUAUGCUGCUCGCAGGCAGGAGUCCAGCACACAGUACGUUUGUGAACAAGACGUGCAGCUCUCUGUCCUUCUGGAGUCACGAGUGAGUGCGCAGGACACGCGUCAGCUCUCGGAUGGUUCGAUGGACUUGUUCGACAACGCUGGACUUAUACCUGAGCUGUCGGAGCUUGCUUUCACUGCUCCCGAGGUGCACCGCUGGUGCGGUCAACAGGAGCGUAUGAAUUGGCAAGAACAAUACCUGGACCAUGCUACGGUCGAUGCCGACAGCGGGGCUAGCUGGCAUGCUGACUUGUUCGACGGCGAGGUCCAAUUCGAAGGCUGGAACGACGCAGUCGGCAUCGACGAGACGGCCAUGGUCCUUGGUUCUCAAAUUGGUUCUGAAGAUGCAUUGUCAUACGUGGACGGAGAAGUUGCAGAAGACGAGCUUUGUUUUUCUCUCUCAUCGGACGAACUGCCCGACGGGGGCCACUGUGGUCGCGCACUGCGGGGUCAAAUGACGAACUGGAGAGAGUUCUACGAAGGUGGAGGUGAAGAGCAAAACUCUGACGUACCAUUACGACCGCAGACUGCUUCGUCGUGGUGCUCGGUAGCAUCGGAGCCACCUAUGUCUUACUCUCCAAGUGCCAUCGCAAGCGAAGUAUCCACGGUGGCGUCGCUGGUCCCGAAGUUCGAUCAAGGUCGUGAUCUGCUCCUGGGCCUCUCGGAGCAGAGCGACAACCGGAAUCCCUAUUCCAUUGCCAACAUCGAAGAGGAUGUCGCACGAAGUCUACGUGGACAUUGGUUGCCUCAGCGGUUGUAGUUAUCGCGAUAUUUUUGUUCCAAGCUGGAGUGCAGAGCUUCGCAUGCCGUGUUUUGCAGCGGCAUAUAACACAAGUCUUUUGCAGUAGUACUGUACUCUUCCUGUCUUCUGGAGAAUACAUACCAGUCGUCAUGUACACUAUAUAGUACGUAACCGCAUGGCCAACUGCUUGAUAGCUUUGACCCAACUUUGACCGGCACA